AUGGAGCUCUCCGACGCCUUCCGCAUUGUCAACUUGGCCACCGCGACCAUCAUGGUCCUGGGCGGCAUUGCCCAAUUCUUCAACUUCAACUUGUAUGUUGACCCGCUUCCUCCGACGGACCUCCCCCCUGCACCGCUCUGCUGGGUACCCAAUGACUCUUCCCCCGUAUUCUGCGAAGCUCUUCUAACCUACUUCCCAGAGUUCCAAAUCCCUCCUCAGGUCUCCCGUUACGCCUCCUUCCUCUUUUCCUUCAUCGGCCGUGGUGUCUUCUACAUCUUCAUCGGAUCCAUUCUCCUUUCCGACGGCGUCUUCAAGAUCAUUGCCGGCUCCAUCGUCGGCCUCAUUGGCGUUGCCUACGUCGUCCUCGAGUUCGUCCCCCAGAUCGAGCCGCCAGCCAACAUGCGCGAGGCCGAUGGCGGCUGGGGCGCAGAGCAGGUGUAA
Messenger RNA from Colletotrichum spaethianum, 441 nucleotides. Its product is annotated as golgi apparatus membrane protein TVP15. The transcript is spliced from 4 exons. The coding region runs from base 1 to 441 and encodes 146 amino acids. Gene Ontology annotation, biological process: vesicle-mediated transport. Gene Ontology annotation, cellular component: Golgi membrane. The record is from RefSeq and is a predicted model, not a curated record. NCBI's taxonomy places the organism in Eukaryota, Fungi, Ascomycota, Sordariomycetes, Glomerellales, Glomerellaceae.